AUGCCCCUCAGCCCCUUGGCCCCUAGCCCCCCCCCCCCCCCCCCCCUCUUCGUGCCCCAGGCCCCUCGGCCCCUUGGCCUCUCUGUCCCUGCUGCUACUACAGCUGCUACUGCUGCUGCUGCUGCUACUGCUGCUACUGCUACUGCUGCUACUGCUGCUGCUACUGCUGCUACUGCUGCUCCUACGGCCGCCCCUCUCGCUGCCCCUGCCGCCCCGCACGCCGCAUAG
Messenger RNA from Closterium sp. Naga37s-1, 228 nucleotides. Lineage: Eukaryota; Viridiplantae; Streptophyta; Zygnematophyceae; Desmidiales; Closteriaceae. The record is from the annotation of a GenBank genome assembly.